This is a messenger RNA of Dentiscutata erythropus, 570 nucleotides long. NCBI's taxonomy places the organism in Eukaryota, Fungi, Glomeromycota, Glomeromycetes, Diversisporales, Gigasporaceae. The record is from the annotation of a GenBank genome assembly.
AUUGAUACACUUCAUGAUAAUAUGAAAUCAAAAGAAGAAAAAUUUAAUGAAACCACCAUUUUAAACUUUAAAGAUUUGGAAAAUGGAAAGCCAUUUAAUAUUUGUGAGAAUUCAACAUAUUCACAAUUGUUCAAAGUAGCGACGGAACGCGUAAUUCCUGAAAGCAAAAAAAUUUCUACAUUACCUACUAUCAACACUUUAUCCGUCUCUUCUUCAGCUCCAUCAAUUUCUGAAUUAGAAAGAAUUUCAUUAUCACAACUUUCACAAUGUCCCACUAUAAAAUUACCAAGUCUUUCCGCAUCUCAACUAUCAGAAAUGUUUCCUUCCCAAACUUCUCAAUAUAAUUUCAUACAAAAUUCAUCAUCCUUUGAUUCUUCAUCCACUCAAACUAUCUCACGUUUCAACAACGACAACGAUAAUGAUACUGAAAUGAUUUCAGAAGAAGAAAAAGAAAGAUUACGAAUUGAAGAAGAAAAAGCUCGCGAAGCUCAAAAAAGGCAGCAAUUUAAAGAGAUGGUUCUAAAACACAAAGAACAAAAGACUAUAAAGAAACGUAAAAAUGUUAUGUAA